Rhagoletis pomonella (apple maggot) is the source of this 3653-nucleotide messenger RNA. RefSeq names its product zinc finger protein 629-like. NCBI's taxonomy places the organism in Eukaryota, Metazoa, Arthropoda, Insecta, Diptera, Tephritidae. The transcript is spliced from 3 exons. The record is from RefSeq and is a predicted model, not a curated record. Gene Ontology annotation, molecular function: DNA-binding transcription factor activity; RNA polymerase II cis-regulatory region sequence-specific DNA binding. Bases 289 to 2319 code for a protein of 676 amino acids. Gene Ontology annotation, biological process: regulation of transcription by RNA polymerase II.
UUUUAAACGCGUUCAAGUGUUCAUUGGUUGCACGGGGCCGAUACAAUUUUUCGGAGUUUUUAUGAAGUGAUGUUAGACUUCGGUUAACGGCAAUGCAACAUAACGUACUUUGACGUGCAGCGUGACAGUUUGACGCGAUUGAAAACGUGCGCAUACAAGUGAUUUGUAAUUUUAUUGCUAAACAUUUUUAAAUCCGAAACCAAUUUAAUAAAAAAAACUAAUUCAACAAAGCUCGCUGAAUAUUUAUAAAAAAAUAUAUCCCUAUUUUAAACUCAGUAUUGUGUGGUAAUGAACGAUAUUAGAAUGGGCUUCAAGCAUACUAUGCUGCAACGCCUACAAAACUAUGAUGUGUAUCCCGCGAAAUCUGUGUCCAGCAGCAACAGCUCGGAAUCGGGUGACGAACAAACGCACCAAGCCACUCACGUCACCGAUUUCAGUAUUAGUCGCAUAUUAGGUGAUGAUGCGCAACCAAAAGGUGCUUCAAAAAAUUGCAAGGAUUCCGCCAAAAUACCGACGCACAAGGUCAAGCCAUGCACUCCUACGUCCGAGACUUCAGCGUCUCUUGCUACUGAUAUACUGGACCUGUCGAAAUCCUCUCCUUCAGCAGAUCAGGCGCCAACAAUCACUACACCUCGUCAACCCGCCUAUCCAACACCUACCUACCAUGGAUUCCAUUCCGACUUCAUAGCCGCCGCUGCAGCCGCAAAUGCAACGAAAUUGUACGCGCAAUUUUUUCCUCAUAUGUUCGCUACAUACGCGGUGCCCAACUUCAACGCACCCACAGCGGUGACACCUUACCAAAAACGCUACUUUGCACCGUAUGUCAUUAACUCAGCGUCAGCGGAUACCAUUUCUGCCGCCCAGUUGAACAACUCCCGUUUAUCGACGUUGCCGAACUACUUAAGUACGCCAAUAUCGUGUUCAUCGCCUAAAAAUGUUUACGCACGCGCGGGUUGUACUGAUUGUUUAGAUUAUUAUAAACAACUUCCGGCGUAUAAAUCAUCCGUGCCGUCGGUACCUUCUUCGCCCUCCUCCUCAGCGUCGUCGACGUGUCACUCGUCGUUUAGUACAAACUACUUGAAAGCAAAGUCUUCUACUGAACUACUUCUCAAAUCUUCAACAAUUGCGCUGACGACGGUGUCCAAUUUCAACUUAACUGCGAAAACGACAAACAUGUGUGCGAGUAAUCCUACUUCUAUAUCGGCUUUGAAUGCCGAGGAAAUAAGCUACAAAUGCUGCAUUUGCGAUAAGGUUUUUGGAUGCUCACAAACAUUACAGGCUCACGAGAAGACUCACAAAUCGCCACGCUACGAAUGCACCGAUUGCGGUAAAGGCUUCUCCCAGUUACGAAAUUACAAAUAUCAUCUAUCCGUGCAUCGCGGCACCAAAGAAUUCGCCGCUGAAUGCCCGGAAUGCGGCAAAACAUUCAACGACAAAGGCUACCUCAGCAGCCACAUGAAGAUCCAUCGCAACAAAAAAGAGUACGAAUGUCCAUAUUGCCCCAAGUCGUUCAACCAGCGCGUGGCAUUUAACAUGCACGUUCGCAUACACACCGGGGUUAAACCACACAAGUGCGCCGAAUGUGGCAAACGUUUCUCACGGAAAAUGCUACUGAAACAACACAUGCGUACCCACAGCGGCGAGAAACCCUACCAGUGCUCCGUGUGCGGCAAAUCUUUCGCAGAUCGAAGCAACAUGACGCUGCAUCACAGACUACACUCAGGUAUCAAACCAUUCAACUGUCCCAUUUGUCCCAAGGCAUUCACCAAGAAGCAUCACCUCAAAACGCAUCUCAACUACCACACCGGCUGCAAGCCGUACGUCUGCCCGCAUCCAAACUGUAAUCAGGCCUUCACUCAGUCCAGCAACAUGCGCACGCAUGCCAAGAAAUGCCAAUAUCGUCCGCUGCAAUUAUCCUAUCCGGUUGGGUCGAUAGCGAGCAGCGCAUCAAACGCGGUACCAUCAUCCGCUAUGACACUGCCCUCCACAACUGCGGCGUCAUUAACACCAAUUGUGUCGCGCCUCAACAUACCAACUUCGCCAAUCGUUUCUGGAACUAGCACAAAUGCCGUGACGGCUGCGGCAGCCCUGUCUGCGGCAGCUGCGGCGGUGGCCAGCACAACGGCAUCGCCACACAUUCCUAAUUUGCCAACGGCCCUGUCGGCUGGUAUGCGUAUGUUAUCCGCAGUGUCCGUUAGUGGCGCUGUCACGCUACCUAGCGGUACCACAUCCGGUGGUCACAAUGCUGUCGCACAGCAGCCGCUUUUGCCAUUUCCUCCUGCGCAACAGCCGCUAAUGAGUACACUACGACCGUUUUAAUUGAGGCGAGGGCAGUUUUUUUUUUUAAUUUGUAACUUGCAUCUUAAUUAAUUAAGGCACAGUUUAUUAGUGCUGGUUUAAACUCAGUUUAAACUAAAUUUAGUCAAACUCAGUUUAAAUUUAAACAAAGUUUAAACUACUGACCAGUUUUUCAGUGCGAGUUUAAGGCCUCUUCCUAGUUUAGUUGUUAUAUAGGGCAACACUUUUUUUCCUUAUGCAGAUGCAAAACUUCAGCUAUUUAUUUUAACUUUUGAUAUGAUCGCGUUGAAAGUUCUGAUUUUAGACGGAAAUGUAAAGAAUUUGUUAGGUGAUUCAUGUGUUGUUCGACCAAAUUGCCCUAUGCAAGUAAACUCUAAAUCAAGUUGCGUUUGUUAAUUUUCUUGUGAACACUUUUCAUCUUACAACAACAACAUUUCGCUUAUUUAUGUAUGUAUUGCUAUAUAAGGGCCAAAUUCACAGUGCGUAGUUAACUGCCGAUAUUGAGUUGACUACUGUGAACUUGGCACUAAGCGAGUCUGUUUUCGUGUAUUUCACAAACAAUUUUAAUUUUUUUUCCUCCUUUUUCAUCUAAAUUUUGCAGCUGACUAUAAAUAUACAACUUACGGCCAGUUUUUCAGUGCCAGUUUAAACUUAGAUUAAGUAAACUGAGUUUAAAUUGAACAGCUGGCUGACAUUUCAUUGGCUAAUCUUAGUUUAAACCAGCCAGCUCGGGGGCUUAAACUGGGUUUAAACUACGGCCGCGCAAGGAAAAACAGGCCCUUAACAGCGGAUAGUUUAAACUCGGUUUAACCCAGCCAGAUUGGGCGUUUAAAUUUAAAGUUUAAAGUAGGUUUAAAUUUGACUGAAAAACUCCACACUGAAUUUAAACUUAGUUUAAACGACACUGAAAAAAUUGGCCCUAAACAACACAUAUCGUCGCCUGGAUCGAAAAUUAUCGCAAGCGCCAUUUAUAAGAUUUUUAGUUACAGAUGCUGUUAUGUAUGUAUGUAUAUCUCCGAAAGUAGCAUGCGACAAUAUUUUAUCCAGGGAACGAUAUAUGUACAUAUGUAUGUGCGUAAGUAUCUAAUAUUUAUGUAAGUAAGUAUAUUUGUGAUGUAAUCUGAAUAGUUUUACUGUCAUGGAUUUUCUACCUUUGUAGCUUUAACAUUUUUGGGAUCCAAAAAACUUCCGUAGAAAUAAAUAUUAUGAGUAUUUAUCUGAAUGCGCAAAUGCCUCGUAAAUGCGUAACCUUCGUAAAAACCUGACUUACAUGGUUACGAGGCAUUUACGCGAUUAAAUGAAAACGCCUAUUGUAAAUAUAAGUAUUUUUGUAAAGUGGAGUGUGCUUAGAUACC